Messenger RNA from Pogoniulus pusillus (Red-fronted tinkerbird), 2972 nucleotides. It is a transcript of the gene PPP3R1, whose product is annotated as protein phosphatase 3 regulatory subunit B, alpha. Gene Ontology annotation, cellular component: calcineurin complex. Gene Ontology annotation, biological process: calcineurin-mediated signaling; protein dephosphorylation. Bases 245 to 757 code for a protein of 170 amino acids. The transcript has 6 exons. Gene Ontology annotation, molecular function: calcium ion binding; phosphatase binding; calcium-dependent protein serine/threonine phosphatase regulator activity. Lineage: Eukaryota; Metazoa; Chordata; Aves; Piciformes; Lybiidae. The record is from RefSeq and is a predicted model, not a curated record.
UGCGCGCGGCGGUGCCCGGAUGUGGGAGGCUCCGCCCCCGCUGCCGAGCCUCAGCGCUGCUCGCGCCCCCUCCCCUCGCUCCCUACGCGCUGCUGCGGGUCAGCACCAGCCACUGCCGCAGUGAGGGGAAGCGAAGCCAGGGGCAGCGACGGGUCCGGCGGCGGCGACGCCGAACACGCGUACAGCGAGGCCAGGUCUCGAUAAAUUCAGCUGCAGCGGAGACGCCUGACGCCUACUUGCCGCCAUGGGAAACGAGGCAAGCUACCCUUUGGAAAUGUGCUCGCACUUUGAUGCUGAUGAGAUAAAACGACUAGGAAAGAGAUUUAAGAAGCUUGAUUUGGACAACUCCGGUUCUUUGAGUGUGGAAGAGUUCAUGUCUUUACCUGAAUUGCAACAGAACCCAUUAGUACAGCGAGUAAUAGAUAUAUUUGACACAGAUGGAAAUGGGGAAGUGGACUUCAAAGAAUUUAUAGAAGGAGUCUCCCAGUUCAGUGUCAAAGGAGAUAAGGAACAGAAGUUGAGGUUUGCUUUUCGCAUUUAUGAUAUGGAUAAAGAUGGUUACAUCUCAAAUGGGGAGCUCUUCCAGGUGCUGAAGAUGAUGGUUGGGAACAAUCUCAAAGACACGCAGUUACAGCAAAUUGUAGAUAAAACCAUAAUUAAUGCAGAUAAGGAUGGCGAUGGAAGAAUAUCCUUUGAAGAAUUCUGUGCUGUUGUAGGAGGCCUAGAUAUCCACAAAAAGAUGGUUGUAGACGUGUGACUCUGUAGGGCACCACCCAACACUUUUGCUUUCUUCUCCAUCUCUGAAGAUCUGCUCAAGACGUCCAGCAAUGCUCUCUGUGUAUUUAAAUGGAAGUAUUUUUCUCUGUGAAGCCACAUUUUCCAACAUGAGCCUCAUGAAGCCAACUAAGUGUUAUUGAACUUUGAUUCUCUCAAUAACUCAGUGUAGCACUUUAAAGUCUGAAGGACAGCAAAGAUGGAAAGAGCAUAUCAGUGUGGUGGAGAAAGGGAAGGGGUUGGCUUUUUAAUUUAUUUUUCUUCAUCUUUUAUAACAAGGAAAUAUCUAUAUAUAUAUAUAUGUGUGUGUGUAUUUAUAUAUAGAUAUAUAUGUAGCUUUCUAUAUGUAGUAGCUAGGUGGGCUUUAAUUUAAUAUACUUGAUUCAGAAACAAAAACUAGAGUACAAAGUGCCAAGCAGAAUAUUAACAGUUCAAUAUAUGGAUCAUACAUCCUUACUUUUAUUUCACACAGUUUUAUAUAUAUAGUAGGAGAAUGUAAAAUUUUAACUGGGUGUUAGGUCAACUCUCUUUCCUGUGACUGUUCAGGUGUUUCUAUAUAUUGACUGGCUGACAAAGCAUCGCUUCUUCUUAAUUCACCUUAAUGACUUUUUUUUGUAACACAGGAGACUAAGUUUAUUUAUACCUGUUAAUAUAUUACCAGGGACUGUGUCUCUUUGCUCAGCGACUUCAUACAGUUCUAGUUAAUAGGAGAAUAUAGUUUAAUGCUACUGCCAAGAACCAACCCUCGUGUGCAUAUAGUAACUGCAGAAUGCUUGGAUGGCCGCUUGGUUUUGUCACCUAGGAACUGGGAGCAGUUAUCAGCUGUCCUGAGGUUAAGGCAGAUCUGCUGUUUUGGAUUCGUGUCAGAUACAGCUGAUCAAGGUGUUAGACGCAUUCCUCAUCUUUCUCUCGUGCUUAGCUUAACAAAAUUAGGAUCAAUGUAACUGUGCAGGAUUCCCACCUACUUAUUUUAUACAGUGCUUAGAUGAAAAAAAACCCAACCCAACAAUGUUCUUGCCAUUUAAAUUCUGUUGUUUCAAUCAUGGUAGUUUCCCCUCUAGAUUUAAAGAAUACUACAGGUAGCAUAAAUAACUGGUAAUAUUUUAUAUAUAUAUAUGUAUAUAGGAUUCAUAUGGGGGGGAAAAUCUUGUUAACCUAUGCCAUAGAGGAAGAAAACUUCACACUAUCUAAAUUUAUACCUCUUGCAGUUCUCCAGUCCUUUGCCUGGAGAAUGAUUGUUUUAUUUUUUUUUCUUUUCUAGAUUUGUCCAUAUCAUGAUUUGUAACGGAUGGUAACUUGAUACAUUUGUGUGAUAUAAAAGUAGAGAGCUGCGUUUUACAACUUUAUAUCAUCCCUUCCCUUUUCUGCAAUGGUACUAUUGGCUGGAAGAAAAAAAAAAAACAACAAAAAACUAUUUGCUAGAUUUUUUUAGGACAGUACAUCUUUCCUGUAUAAUAGCUUUUCUAUUUGAAGAAAUUGUUUUAUAAUCAGCAGUGGGAAGUGCAGGUUGUCUGAAUCUACUUCAGUCGAGCACCUGUCUGCCAUAGCUGUUCCUUCAACUGAGUGCUGCACAUCAUGGGCUCUAUCUGUGAGAGAGAAAUCCAGGUGCUUGGUGUCCUUGCAUGACAUGAAGUUUUGCAUGUAGAUCGAUUUGAAAUGUUCCUCUUGUUUACAUAAUUUGCAUAAUUUAAAGGAUAAUGUUGCCAAACUUUGGUAAAUGUUCAUGUUCAAAACAAAACUCUCCACUACAUGUAACUUCUCCUUCCUCUGGAUCAGUACGUGGUUUAUAAUCCCAGCCAGUGGUUGUAUCUGUUCCAGUGUCAACUGCCAUGUGCUCUGCUUCAAGGGGGAACUGGUCUUUUGUGAAUUUUUUUUUUGUACAUAAGUAUUUGUUACAGACAUUUUAGCAAAUGCUUUUGGUUUCUCUUACUUGCUUGUGCAUAUCUUGGCUGGCAUUCUAGAAAUUAGUGCUAAUGUUAUUUCCUUAGGGGGAUUGGAAGGGGAGGGAUGAGGUGUUUUGUUUUGUUCUUUUUUUUUGUUGUUUUGGUUUUGUUUCUAUUUUUUUUUGUUUUAGUUUGUGUGGGGAAAAAUGAUUUAUGUUGAAUGUUUAGUUUUUCCUCUGCAUGCUACAUCAUAUGUUGUGGGAACUAUAAGAACCUUCAUACUAUAUGAAUACAAAAUAAAAUAUUUGAACCUUG